UAUUUUAGCCAUGAAUUCGUUACUCAUCACCGCCUGCCUUUUGGCCCUGGUCAUUGUACAAAUUGGUGCUCAGGAUGACUAUUGCUUCGGCAAGGAUAACUUGAGACCACAAACCCGCCACUUCACCUCAAAGACUGCCUAUCAAAUUGCCAAGAGCACAAAUAUUGAGAAACAAUAUUUGGUGCCCGGCUGUACGCCCCAGAAAAUAUGGAUCUUCCAUAGACAUGGCACCAGACUACCAUCGAAGAGUACAAUUCAGAAAGCGCCACGCUUGGAACAAUUGCGCGAUUCAAUUGGUACAAAUUAUCGCAAACGGGACGAAUUGCCAGAGAACAUUUUGUGUCAGGAAGAUUUGAUUGCUUUGAAAAUGUGGAAAUGGAAUGCCAGUAUUACCCCGGAUAUGGAAAAUUACCUGACCAGUCAAGGUUAUGAAGAUUUGCGCGGCACUGCCAAAACCUAUCAGAAAUAUUUCCCCGAAGUUUUGAUUAAGGAAUACGACAGCGAACAUUAUUUGUUCCGCCAUACCGACACUCAACGUACUACCGAAAGUUUCAAGGCAUUCACUGAGGGUUUGUUUGGUGCCAACAGCGGUGCCGUUGCUCAAGAUAUUCCCGAAAAAGAUGUACUAUUGCGUCCCUAUGAUUAUUGUACAUCGUGGAGUGCUCAAAAUUUCAAAGGAGAUGGUUCAGAAUCUGCUAAAUUCCGUAAUACUGCUCUAUGGAAUCAGACAAUGGCUGAUAUAUCGGCACGUUUGGGUUUCAAAUAUACAUUGGAGGUCUCCGAUAUUGAAUUGAUGUAUGAUAUGUGUCGUUAUGAACAGGCCUGGCAAGUUGAUCGUACCAGUGUUUGGUGUGCUGCCUUCCUUCCCGAACAUGUUACUGUUCUCGAAUACGAAGAUGAUUUGAAAUAUUUCUACAAAUCAGGCUAUGGCUAUCCCGCGAAUUCCCGCCUUAACUGUCAUGCCGUUCAAGAUAUGCUAGAGAAAUUGAGCAGCAAAUCCGCACCCAAUGUUAUCAGCUACUUUGGACAUUCCACUGGUGUACAGACAUUGCUUAGCGCUCUCGGUAUUGAUAAGGAUGAAGUGCCACUGUUGGCCAGCAACUAUGACCAACAGGGUAAUCGUAAAUGGGCCACUUCGAAAAUUGAUCCCUUCGCUGCCAAUUUUGUUGCUGUCAAAUAUGAAUGUGAUGCCGAUACGGAAAAUAAGGAAAAGGUCAUAUUCUUCCUUAACCAGGAUGCUGUUGAUUUAAGUUGGUGCAAGGUUGGUCUCUGCAACUGGAAUGAGGUGUUGGAACGUUACAGCCACUUCGUGAAUGUCGAUUGUGAUGCGUACUAUUGUGGAGAUGGUGCUAAUGCCAUGAGCAUUUCAUUGGGCGCUCUCUUGAUGACUGCCAUCGUUUACUUAAUUAACUUAAUGUAGAUUUUC
Messenger RNA from Musca vetustissima, 1426 nucleotides. RefSeq names its product multiple inositol polyphosphate phosphatase 1 (gene Mipp1). NCBI's taxonomy places the organism in Eukaryota, Metazoa, Arthropoda, Insecta, Diptera, Muscidae. The record is from RefSeq and is a predicted model, not a curated record. The coding region runs from base 11 to 1420 and encodes 469 amino acids. The transcript has 5 exons. Gene Ontology annotation, molecular function: acid phosphatase activity; inositol phosphate phosphatase activity.